Messenger RNA from Acromyrmex echinatior (Panamanian leafcutter ant), 749 nucleotides. RefSeq lists its product as uncharacterized. NCBI's taxonomy places the organism in Eukaryota, Metazoa, Arthropoda, Insecta, Hymenoptera, Formicidae. The record is from RefSeq and is a predicted model, not a curated record.
AUGAAUUACAUCAAAUACCUGAUGCAGUAAAAAGUUAGAAACAAUGGCGAAAGGUAUUAUACGUAUAUUGAUAGACAACUGAAAUUCUUUGAACACAAGAAAAAAUUAUAUACUUUGGAUAAUUUGAGCCUAUUUUAUCUGCAUUAUAGACUUGGCAAGAUAUAUGAAGUUUCACUAAAGCCAAAAAUACUUUGAUUAAGAAGCAUGCAAAACAAACUGUUGGCCUACAAAUUAAGUUUUAACAGAAAUGGAUUAAAAUGUCCUAUCACUUAUAGGUUCCACAAUCGUGGAAGAACAUAAGACAAUGCAGGAAUUUAACGUGCAAUUUAAGUGCCUAAAUAAUUUAAAUGUAUGUAACGUAAAUAAUGGAGAUGAAGAAAAAUUUUUCAUAAUAUGCAAUAAUCAAGAGAUAACCCAAGAGUCACGAAACUCAUUGUUUCCUCAAAAUGAUUAUUGCAGCAUGUCUAAAUAUGAUCUAUUAGAAGAAAGUUUAAACAAUAACAAUUGCACUAAUAACAUUCAAAAAUCUUCAACAAACAUAAAAACAACUGAAGUAGAAAUACCAACUAUUGCAAUUGUCAAUACAUCACACAUUUCUAUAACAGCAACUUCAAAUUUGAUGUCAAUAAAAAAAGAUGUUAAAAGAACUUCUACUGUAGAUAUGACAAAUUAAUAAAAUAGACUGAAAAGUUGACUACAAUUUCACAGAAUGAUUACGACAAUCAUAUUAUGUAAAAAAAUUCAAACUU